Messenger RNA from Vitrella brassicaformis, 1759 nucleotides. Lineage: Eukaryota; Vitrellaceae. The record is from the annotation of a GenBank genome assembly.
UUCUAUAGAAUCAAUGUCUGUGUAUCCCCACGUCCAUCUCUUUGGCUCAUCUCAACUACAAAAUACUCGCUCACACUCGUUCGCCUCCAUCCGUCCAUCCAUCCACCCAUUGUGUGCAAAGACACAGAGGAAAGGCCUAGGACACAUAUACGCCUGCACAUGUAUAUAUGUCCUAGAACACAUACACAAAUACACACCGUACCAACUUACUUAGCCCAGCCAACCACAGGGAGGGAGGAAGAGAGAGAUGGAGAGAGAGAUGCAUAGAUACAACACGCACAGGUAGACCAGGUGCGGUGCAUGCGCUGGCGAGUGACACGCCAGCACACAUCCACACUGACAAAUCCACUUACUGGUGGACGAAAAACGACUCACACAUACAUACAUCAUAUGCACCAUCAUGGACACACAAAUAUGCACAUCAGAUCUUGCCCUCCCGUCGGGUGAGAGUGAUGAUGAGCCGACUGAUCCACCCACGCACCCCACGCCCCUCCUCCCCAUUGCUGUCACCACCACCACCAGCAUCUGCGGGUUCGUCUGCCAAUGUCUGCUCGGAGGCCGGGCGGGACACAGCGGGGAACCCGACGACCUCCAUUUCGAUGUUGGUGUUGCAAGCGUCCUUGCUCACCUGCAUCAAACACAGCAGAACAAUUGCAGCAGAACAUGCAUGUGUGUGUGCCCACCUUGACCACACGCAGCGAGCAGUUGCACGGCAGCAGCACCUCAUACUCGUUCGGGUGUGACGACAGGUGGCUGAUCUUGCAGGGCCGAUAGCACGCCACCUCCCCACUCCCACUCCCACCCCCGCUCUCGCACCUGAUGUGGAAGGUCACGCCCUUGCAGAAGUUCUCCGCCACCCCUUUUCUGGUGCUGCUCGACGAGAAUGCCGUCCAGGACACCACUGCGCCGGGGGUGCAUGCGGCGAGCUGAUCGCGCGUGUGGCUCACGCCGCGGAAGGAUGAUUUGGUGAACGGGGUGAGGAGGGAGAUGUCGGAGCGGAACGCCUCCCGCAGGCAGAGGAUGUAGGGGGCGUAUCGACGCAGCUGCACACGGUCGUCCUCUCGCAAAGCCCUGUUCAGCUGCACACACGCACAGACGAAGCCCACACAGUGACUGACGAUUAGAACGCCGCCAACGCAUCGCAUCCAUCUGAUCUGCGUACCUCUUUAUAUGACUCGCCCGUGUAGAGCCGCACGCACGCCGAAAGGUACUCCUUAUAUGCGUCUUUGAGCUCCUUGCCGAGCGGCCCCAGCUGCCCCAUGCCAUCCGACCUCACACUGCCCUUGAGGUGCUCAUCGAAUGCCGGUGACAGCGGGUGUGGCAGCGGGGUGCACGCCACAUGCCACGCCAGAGAUGGGGCGGGAGGGGCAGAGGAGGUGGCCAUGGCGGGGCGGCCCGAGAUGGUCGUCCUGUAUGUGGCGAAGGCACUGGUGAAGCGCACCAGUGCACGGCGGAGUCGGCGGGCCGUUGCUAGCAUGCCUUUCAGCUGCACAGUCCACACACCCACAUAAAGGGAACACAGAAGUGUCGCAUGCAAGCGAAUUCUCAUCACGGCGGCUUCCCCCCUCGUCCAGCGCAGCCUCACCGGAGGGCCAUCGGCAUCCCUGAGGCCGCAUUUCUCCAGAUCUGCCAGCAUCACAGCAUCGCUCAAGGUGUGCGGAUAGCCUUCGACGACCUCGUCGAACGCCGGCAUGGGUCGUGGGGCUGUCCUGGGAGAGGGGCAAGGGGCGCAGAAACGAAAAAUCAUCACAAAGGCGAG